Bombina bombina (fire-bellied toad) is the source of this 2697-nucleotide messenger RNA. It is a transcript of the gene GABRB3, whose product is annotated as gamma-aminobutyric acid type A receptor subunit beta3. Gene Ontology annotation, biological process: nervous system process; chemical synaptic transmission; signal transduction. The record is from RefSeq and is a predicted model, not a curated record. Bases 501 to 1943 code for a protein of 480 amino acids. Lineage: Eukaryota; Metazoa; Chordata; Amphibia; Anura; Bombinatoridae. Gene Ontology annotation, molecular function: GABA-A receptor activity; extracellular ligand-gated monoatomic ion channel activity; neurotransmitter receptor activity. The transcript is spliced from 9 exons. Gene Ontology annotation, cellular component: neuron projection; synapse; membrane.
UACACCGGGAUGAGGCAGAAGUCCAAAAGAAGGGAGGCAAGAGCUGAGCCCCCACUAACAAACCAUGGCCCCCUGUAGGAUGCACCCUCAAUGGCUUUUUAUUAGAAUAAUAAAUUCAAUGGUAGAAAAUUAGAUAUAACAGAACAUAUUGGAUGCAUUUACAGUUACUGGGAAAGGCCUUUUAUGGGUUGCACUUUAUUUCUUUUUUCUACAUAUUUUAUGCCGGGACAGGAGAGUUUAACACCUUUCCUAAACAUUUCUUUGCACUCUACUUGGCCUUCUUGUCACAUAUCUACUUUUCCAUUACUCUCACUGCUUCUAGUUACGGGACAGUAAGAAAUCUGCAGCUGGGAUCCCUGGUGCUUCUCUGGGACGCUUGUUUUUUUCUGUAGAACAAGCGUUGGAUGUGAGUGCUAAGACAUAGGGAGGUGUGCAGCACAGGGUGGAUUUCUUUCACCACUUCCACUGCUUGGUGUCUAGUGCUUCUUCCUGUGCACGGGAUGCAUAGAGGCAUGUGGGGUUCCCUGGGAGGAUGGCUUUUUGGAUUGCUCUCUCUUCCAGUCCUGGUGGCCGUGGUAUGUUGUGCUCAGAGUGUCAAUGAUCCAGGCAACAUGUCUUUUGUGAAAGAAACAGUCGAUAAAUUGUUAAAAGGAUAUGACAUUCGCCUGAGACCUGACUUUGGAGGUUCUCCAGUUUCUGUUGGGAUGAAUAUAGACAUUGCCAGUAUCGACAUGGUGUCUGAAGUCAACAUGGAUUACACUUUAACCAUGUACUUUCAACAAUACUGGAGAGACAAAAGGUUAGCGUAUACUGGAAUCCCUCUCAACCUUACACUUGACAACCGAGUUGCCGAUCAGCUGUGGGUUCCUGACACUUAUUUUCUAAAUGACAAAAAAUCUUUUGUACACGGAGUUACAGUGAAAAAUCGUAUGAUCCGCCUUCAUCCAGAUGGUACAGUUUUAUAUGGGCUGAGAAUAACUACAACAGCUGCUUGUAUGAUGGACCUAAGAAGAUACCCACUGGAUGAACAGAACUGUACCCUUGAAAUUGAAAGCUAUGGAUACACAACAGAUGACAUACAGUUUUACUGGAGAGGGGGAGAAAAAGCUGUGACUGGAGUUGAGCGGAUUGAGCUGCCUCAAUUUUCAAUAGUGGACUAUAAACUGGUGUCAAAAAAUGUUGUGUUUGCUACAGGUUCUUAUCCUAGACUUUCGCUCAGCUUCAAGUUAAAAAGAAAUAUUGGAUAUUUCAUUCUUCAAACAUAUAUGCCAUCCAUAUUAAUUACUAUUUUAUCCUGGGUAUCAUUUUGGAUUAAUUAUGAUGCCUCUGCAGCUAGAGUUGCUCUCGGAAUAACUACUGUGCUGACCAUGACUACUAUCAACACCCAUCUUCGAGAGACCUUACCUAAAAUUCCUUAUGUCAAGGCAAUUGAUAUGUAUUUGAUGGGUUGCUUUGUCUUCGUCUUCUUGGCCCUAUUAGAAUAUGCCUUUGUCAACUACAUCUUCUUUGGAAGAGGUCCACAAAUGCAAAAGAGGCUUGCAGAAAAGACAGCAAAGGCAAAUAAUGAUCGCUCAAAAUUUGAAAGCAACAGGGUGGAUGCCCAUGGAAACAUACUUCUAACAACACUUGAAAUACAUAAUGAAGUGACUGGUAAUGAAAUUACCACAAGUGUUGCAGAUGUUAGAAAUUCAACAACAUCUUUUGAUAACUCAGGAAUUCAGUACAGAAAACAGAGCGUAAGCCGUGAUGGGCUGGGUCGUCGCACAAUGGAGCGAAAUGUUCCAUUUGGCAAGAAGAACCAUUUAAGAAGAAGGUCUUCUCAGUUAAAAAUUAAAAUACCUGAUUUAACUGAUGUAAAUUCCAUUGAUAGAUGGUCGAGGAUGAUUUUUCCUACCACAUUUUCUAUCUUCAAUCUAAUCUACUGGUUAUAUUAUGUUAACUGACAUUCAGUAUUUUAAAGAAUCACUAGUUUGAGUGUAUGCAAAUUCAGUGAAAUUACUCAGAUGCAUACAUUUUAUGCCUAUGAAUGUAUGUACAAGCACAUUUUAAAUAUAUAUAUAUAUAUAUAUAUGUAUAUAUGUGUGUGUAUAUAUAUAUAUAUAUAUAUAUAUCUCACCUAUGGACUGUUUUUCAGUGUACAGCCACGUGGAUGAUUUUUAAGCUUGGAACAAUACAGAUCUUCUGGGAAAGAACUAUAUGCCUUGGAAACAUCUGAAACAUGUAACAUGUCUUAUAAUUCAUAUGCAUUUAUCGAUUUUUAAUCAAAAAUGAGUUUUCAAGAAAUGGAUUGCAACCAUUAUUUUCUCAAUGUUUGCAUUUACCAUAGUAAUCAUUAAUAUAUCUGUUUUGGUAUGCGGUAUUUAUUAGAAUGAUUGUUUCUAUCAUAAACUUUUCAUAUAAGAAACAUUUCCAUAAUAGAGUAUAACAUUUUCAUAUUUUAAGAAAAUAUAUAUCAAUCUUCACUUGUCAUUAACUUACGAAUUUGUUACGUCUUGCACAGGAAAUAAUGGUACAUAUGGAAAUGCUGUUCAUUAUAACAGUGUCUAGGAAUAACUAAAAUAACAUUGAACGCGAUCAAAUUGAGCUCCAUUUAUAUGGCCUACAAAAUAUUGUACAGUAUAUAUUUUUGCACUUAAAUGGUUCUAAUAAUCUUGUGGACGCUAUGCCCCACUUUUUAAAAUAUAUUGAGUAUUGAGA